UUAACCGGUAACUUUAAUUUUCUAACCUUUUAACAAGAAAUAAUUUUGAUUUUGUUUAGUAAAUUUAAUUCCAUUUGAUUUGAUUUUGAUUCAAUUGACAAUCUAGUGUUUAUAAGUCAUGAAUUCUAAUCAUAUUGGAAUGAAGCCCCAUGUGAAUCAUGGUUCAAUGGAAUCGCUGUCAUCUUCAUCUGGUAAUUUCUCAUCUGGAUUAACUAUUCAUCAAUAUCGAUCAAAAUUGAUGAAUAUUAUUGAAAAUGAACCAAUUUUUGUUUUAAUUGGUGCCACUGGUUCAGGUAAAACAACCCAAAUACCCCAAUGGUGCCUACAAUCUAAACAUUCCACUGGUGAUCCAGAAGGAUCACUUUCUCAAAAAUGUCGAACCAUUGGAAUCACUCAACCAAGAAGAGUUGCCGCUGUCUCGAUUGCGACCAGAGUUGCCAACGAAAUGAAAACCCCUUUAGGCCAAUUGGUCGGUUAUUCUGUACGAUUUGAUGAGGUUAUUUCACCAUCAACGAGGAUUAAGUUCAUGACGGAUGGAAUGUUAUUAAGAGAAUCUCUUUAUGAUCCCAUGUUGAGAAAAUAUUCAUUCUUAAUUUUAGACGAAGCCCAUGAAAGGUCAAUUCAAACAGAUAUUUUAUUUGCCAUCGUUAAAAAGGCUUAUCAAUCAAGGAAAAAAAAUGGACUUUCAUCCCUACGAGUAAUCAUCAUGUCGGCCACAAUGAAUGUUGACAAAUUUUCACAAUAUUUUGACCAAUGUCCUGUUUAUAAAAUCGCUGGAAGACAUCAUCCAAUUGAGAUUUUACACUCGGAAAAAGAUCUAACUGAUACAAUCCAUUCCACUUUGGUGACCGUAUUUCAAAUCCAUCGGACUCAACCGCCUGGGGAUAUUCUGGUUUUCUGUACUGGUCAAGAAGAGAUUGAAAAUAUGGUCGCAAUUACAAGAGAUACAUGUUUCCAAUUACCUCCAGAACAAAGAAAUCUAGUUCCUCUUCCACUAUAUGCUGCAUUACCUUUCAACGUUCAAUUCAAAAUCUUCAAAACAUUCACGGGUAAACGAAAAGUAAUUUUCGCCACAAACAUAGCAGAAACAUCAAUCACUAUAUCAGGGAUAAAGUAUGUCGUUGAUUGUGGUAAAUUUAAAUGUCGAAGAUACAAACCAUCAUCGGGCAUGGAUACACUUAAAAUCGAGACAAUAUCACAAGCACAAGCGUGGCAAAGGGCUGGAAGAGCUGGAAGAGAAUCAAGUGGAACUUGUUAUAGACUUUAUACUCGAGAAUCGUAUGAAAACAUGCCCAAGGAAAUGGUCCCUGAAAUGCUUCGUUGUAAUCUUGCCUCCGUUUUAUUACACUUGGCUGCAAUAGGAAUUAAAGAUUUUACUAAAUUUGACUUUAUGGAUAAACCAACAGUCGAGAAUAUAAACAAAUCAACUGAACUACUGAUCAGUUUAGGUUCAAUCACCAAAGAUGAAAAUAAUCUGUAUCAGAUAACUAAUUUAGGAAGGCAAAUGGUCAACUUUCCCUUGGAUCCUCGAUUAGCCAAAAUACUAAUUGCAUCAUCUGAACUUGGAUGUAGUGAUGAGAUUCUCAGUGUAAUAUCAAUUCUAUCAGUUGAAAAUGUAUUCCAUAUACCAUCACAUAAGAAAGAUGAAGCUGCUGAAGUUCAUAAAAAAUUCCGGACAAAUGAAGGCGAUCACAUCAUGCUAUUGAAAUUAUAUCGAGCUUAUAAAUCAGCGAAGGGCAGUAAGGAUUGGUGUAAAGAGAAUUACAUUGAUUUUCGUAAUAUGAGAAUGGUCGCUAAUAUAAGACAACAAAUGGCUUCUCUUUAUGAGCGAUCCAAUUUCACCAAGAAUUCAUGUGGAUCCAACACCGAAUUGGUUCGUAAAUGUCUUACCCUUGGUCUUUAUCAUAAUGUCGCUUUAAUUGGGAAAGACGGUGAUUACCGAUCGAAAAUGUCGGAAGAAAAGGUUUAUAUUCAUCCAUCAUCUUGUCUGUUUAACUUAAAACCGGAAUACGUGAUUUAUUCUGAAUUGGUGCAAACCAGUAAAUGUUACAUGAGGAAUAUCUCUGUAAUCGACUACAAUUGGUUGAAAUUGUUAUAAUAUAUAUAAUUAUUGUUUUUAAAA
This is a messenger RNA of Panonychus citri (citrus red mite), 2122 nucleotides long. RefSeq names its product ATP-dependent RNA helicase DHX33-like. Lineage: Eukaryota; Metazoa; Arthropoda; Arachnida; Trombidiformes; Tetranychidae. Gene Ontology annotation, molecular function: RNA binding; ATP binding. The coding region runs from base 119 to 2098 and encodes 659 amino acids. Gene Ontology annotation, cellular component: intracellular anatomical structure; nucleolus. The transcript has 14 exons. The record is from RefSeq and is a predicted model, not a curated record. Gene Ontology annotation, biological process: positive regulation of transcription by RNA polymerase I.